Messenger RNA from Penicillium alfredii, 2385 nucleotides. RefSeq names its product putative translation elongation factor EF-1 subunit. The transcript has 5 exons. Lineage: Eukaryota; Fungi; Ascomycota; Eurotiomycetes; Eurotiales; Aspergillaceae. Gene Ontology annotation, molecular function: GTPase activity; GTP binding. The record is from RefSeq and is a predicted model, not a curated record. The coding region runs from base 1 to 2385 and encodes 794 amino acids. Gene Ontology annotation, biological process: translation.
AUGUCGAAACACCGCAUGAAGAAUGUCAGCUAUGAUGACGAUGAUUAUGAAGAUGACGGCUAUGACUCGCCCGAUCCUGAAGAGCAGGAGUUCCUGCAGCAGUGUACCGCCGCGGUCCUGCAACGGCUCCGCGCGGGACAUCCGUCGGUGACGGCCACGAAGGAAGAAGUCCAGGACUCGCUAUGGCACUACUAUAACGAUGUGGAAAAAUCGGUGAAUUACCUACGAGGUAAACGCGAGAAGGAGGUUAAGAAACAGCAGGCGUCUGCUGCAUCGCAGAAGCCGAAGGAUCAAGUCGCACAUUUCUCCGCUGCCGACUUCUUUCGCGACUGUCCUUGGCUCAAUGUCCCUGCCCAGCGCAAAGCUGAUAUUCUGGUCGAGCCGCUCUACCCACGACUCGGGCUUCUGGGUGGUGCACCCGAUGGCGGCGGGAAGGUAUCCAAGCUCGCAGCCUUGGCAGCCGCCCGCAAGAAGAAAGAGGGAGAGAAAGCCACAUCAGGACCGGAAGUCUCGUCAACUUCCCAACAGGAGAGGCCAGAGACGACACCACCCGAGCCACGAGGGGCCCCAUUAUCACUACGGGAGAGACUCGCAGCGAGUGGCAAGCCAUCGAAACCAUCCGAGAGCAAUGAUCGUCUUCGAAGCUUAGGAAAACCGGGCUUGUCUGCACCAUCUCCAGCUCAGAAUCAGCCGUCUCCUGGGCCCGAGAAACCCACUGGGCCAUCAAUGUCCGAGUUAACACAACCAAUCGUUGCCGAACCCAAAGAAACACCAGAGGACCAGCAGCCGGCACUCGACAUUCGCGCUUCGCCGUCUACAUUUGCUAGCGCGAUUGUAGGCGAGGCCGCAGCUCCAACAUCAGCCGAGCCCAGCCAUUUGCACUCCAAUAGCGUAGAUCUGCUCGGGAUCUACGGACAGAACCAUGCUGAACCCUUUGACUUUGCAGGCCCCAGCCCCGACGAUGUCGUCAUCAAUGCACAAAAUACCGCGAAAGGGUUCAAGUCAAAGCUGGCUGCUUCGAAAUCGGCUGGAGAUAAAAAGGCCCACGCCGAAUUGGCCAACGGGGUGAAUGGUUUGUCCGUAGAGGAGAAGGUGACUGUCAAAAGUAAGAAUCUAGACGUUCUGGCAGAGUACAAGAAGUCAACCCGGAAGAAGUCUGCGAAUUUUGUGGUGAUCGGUCAUGUCGACGCUGGGAAGAGUACUCUUAUGGGGCGAUUGCUGGCGGACCAGGGGGCAAUAGAUCAACGGACGUUGGACAAGUACCGGCGAGAGGCUGAGAAAAUCGGGAAGGGCUCGUUUGCUCUGGCUUGGGUACUCGACCAGGGGUCGGAAGAGCGAGCGCGAGGUGUGACGAUAGACAUCGCUACCAACAAGUUCGAGACGGAUACGACGGCCUUUACGAUUGUCGAUGCGCCAGGUCAUCGUGACUUUGUGCCGAACAUGAUUGCCGGCGCCAGUCAAGCAGACUUUGCAGUACUGGUGAUCGACUCGAGCGUGGGCAAGUUCGAGUCCGGCUUGAAGGGCCAGACAAAGGAGCAUGCCUUGUUGGUGCGCAGCAUGGGCGUUCAGAAGAUUAUUGUGGCUGUUAACAAAAUGGACGCAGUGCAAUGGGACCAGGGACGCUUUGAAGAGAUCGAGCAGCAAAUCUCAUCGUUUUUGACCACCGCGGGCUUCCAGGCUAAGAAUAUUUCGUUCGUGCCAUGCUCCGGGGUCUUGGGCGAUAAUAUCACUCGACGCAGCGACGACUCUCACGCCUCCUGGUACACGGGUCGAACGCUCAUCGAAGAGCUGGAGACCUCGGAGCCGUACACCCAUGCCCUCGAGAAGCCACUGCGUAUGACCAUUGGCGACGUCUUCCGGGGUGGCGUGCAGAACCCGCUGGCAAUCUCUGGUCGUCUAGACUCCGGCAGCUUACAAACAGGCGACCCGAUCCUCACCAUGCCCAGCGGAGAGACGGCCACAGUUCGCAGCGUCGAAGUGGACAGCGAGCCCAGCGACUGGGCCGUGGCGGGUCAGAACGUCGUGCUGAACCUGGCCAACAUUGAUCCCGUGCACCUUCGCUCGGGUGAUGUCGUCUGCCGAGCAUCUUCGCCGAUCCCCAACAUUACGACCUUUACUGCCAAGGUCCUGGCUUUUGAGCACCUGAUGCCCAUGCUGGUGGACGUUCACCGUGGCCGGCUUCAUGUCCCUGGCCGCAUCAGCAAGCUGGUCGCCUCUCUGGACAAGGCCUCAGGUGCGCCCAUCAAGAAACGACCCAAGAUCGUGGCCCCCGGGACCGUGGCCCGUGUCGUGGUCGAGAUGGAGCAGGCUGUGCCAUUGGAGGCACCGACUCGCGUCGUCUUGCGCGCGAGUGGUUCGACGGUGGCGGCAGGACUGUUGGAGUAA